Molecule: messenger RNA, 2250 nt
Organism: Vanrija pseudolonga
Lineage: Eukaryota; Fungi; Basidiomycota; Tremellomycetes; Trichosporonales; Trichosporonaceae
Gene: Anapc5
Product: Anaphase-promoting complex subunit 5
Exons: 7
Coding region: 1-2250 (749 amino acids)
Biological process (GO): protein K11-linked ubiquitination; anaphase-promoting complex-dependent catabolic process; positive regulation of mitotic metaphase/anaphase transition
Cellular component (GO): anaphase-promoting complex
Source: RefSeq, a predicted model, not a curated record
AUGGCGUCGCCAAACCAGCGGUCGGUACACUUGCCUAUAUCGCGCCCAGCGCCGAUGGGCAAGGUGCCCGACCCGUCCGUCUCGCUGCAUCUCGCGUUGGCGUGGCUGCUGAUUCGCGCAACGCCGGCAAACGACCAAGGCGUCAUCCUCAAUAUCUACUCCAUGUCCUUUGUCGCGGCGAUCCUGGAUGUGAUUGCGCAGGAGGCUUUCGAGGUCAACCCCGCACCGGGGACGUACGCGACACUUCGGGCAACGACGGACGCCCUCAUCGCCCGCGAGGCCGCGACUGUAGCUCGCACGAACGCCAGGCGGCGCGCUCGUGGACAGGCUGUCUCGGCAGACCAGGAGCAGGCCGAGUUGGAGGAGAGCUGGCUCGGCGCGUUUUCGAGCAAUUUUGAGGACAUCAACAAUGGGUGCUCGUUCAUUGACACUAUUGAGCGCGAAAUCCGCAAUAGGAUAAGCGAGGACAGUGAGGAGACCUUAGAAGGCGUCGAGCCACUGGAGCGCCGCUCGCCCCUCGGCCUCUUCUUCCGCAGCAUGCUCGUCUCCCUACGGCGCAUGUCGUUUGAUGAGACGGCCGUGCUCUCGGCCCAAGUCGCCGAGUGGUGUGGUAUCAAGCUCGGCGAGGGGUCACAUGUGCCUAUUGCCUGGUCACUGCUACGUUCGGCAGCGACGAGCGAUCCAAAGUCAAGCCCCGCGCUGUCUUCUGUCAUCGACCACCAAGCGGCGAUGGCGUCGGGCGACUACUCGCUCGCUCUGACCUCGCUCAUGCGAUUCUACGACUACCAGAUGCCGUCGUCAGGCCGCGCAAUGCACCAGUACGCGCUGCUCAACCUCGCGUCAUUCCACUACUCGACUGGCGGGCUCGACUCGGCAGCCCUCGCACUCCGCGACGCUAUCCGGCUCGCGCGCUCACAGAACGACCACGUCUGUCUCCAGGAGUGUGUCAGUCUGAUGUACCGCCUCAGUAUGGAAACCGAGGCGGCCGCAUGGCCAGGGCUCGAGGUGCCCAAGGUGCAGAAGGACGCGCUGCCUCCACGCCGGCUGAAGAAGGCAGGUGCGCCUAUGGACGAGCUGUGGUCGAUCAAGGCGGCUGUGGACCUCGGCGAGCCAAUACCUGUCGUCUUUCGGCGCGUGUACGUCGCACUUGGGCAACACCAUGCGUCUACUCCACCGCCAAGCGCGGAGAAGAACGAGAACCCGCUGCGUACCGGGCCGAGCGGUCAGCUCAAUACGCCAGCGUGGCAUGUGGCGCAGGCUGGCCUGUGGUCUCUGCUUGGCUCUGACUCCCUGGCCGACACGCACGAGACGAUGGCGCUGGCAUCGCCUGACCUGGAGAACGAGACACGCAUGGCGGUGAUCUAUGCACGGGCAGAGAGGGCCGCGUUGAGAGGACAGUUUGACGAGGCUCUUGCGAGCCUACUCGACCUGGGCACAGUGCAGGGCCUAGUUCUUCCAGAGUACCACGUCUGGGCACGCACGGUAUGGGCAAUCCUGGAGCGCGAGGCACGCCUGCGACAGGAUGUGGACGCGCAGGCCAUCAUCGACGGGUUACGGCCGCCAACUACCUCUGCCGAGCGGCUCGGGCCCGGCGGUCCCCUCCGAGAGCACUUUGACGCGGCGGCGCGCGCCGAGCCAUCGACACGCGGCGUCGUGUUCGCGCACGGCGAGGUGACCGAUUCUCUGCGGCAAGCGCGCAAGAUGCUCGACGCAAACGUCCCGCCACACGUGGCACUCCCGCGCGUGCUGUCCGCGCUGCAUCUCGCCUCGGGGCUCGGUCUGUGGCCGCUCUACCGCUCGGGCACAGUGACACUGGGCGAGGUCCUGCUCGCGAUGGAGAGCCUAGGCAUGGCGGCCAAGGCGGACGCCGAGGUGGCGACCGUGUGGGACGCGCUCGUAGUGAGCGGGGACGAUGAGGCUAUCGCGCGCGGCGCCUACGUGCGCGCGCGGGCGCAUGCCGCCGCUGCACUAGGCGACGAGGGGGAAAGCGAGUCAUUCAGCACCAGCGCCGGGCGCGCACUGCAGUAUGCGCACACGGCGACAGUGCAUGCCGAUGCGGUCGGCCUGCGCGCCGUCAAGCGCGGUGCUGCGGCCGUCAAGGCCAUGCUCAUGGAGCUCGACGGUCAGCAACCCGACAUGAGCGCGUGGGCUGCGGCAGACAAGGACCUGCCCCGCCUCAGCGACAAGGUGCGGCGUGCGGGCGAGGUCGUGCGCCUCGUCGGCGUGCGCGUCGCCGAGGGCUGGAGCUAG